AUGAGUGACCAGCACAAUGUUGGCCACAACCGGACAUGUUCCAGGUAUCCCCGGGGAAGUGGUAAAUCCUUUUUAAAUCAACCCACUACGAACCUACUUGCUUUGAGACGGAUUCACACCACCUUCAAUCUUACGGUGCUACCCACGUUGGCCACCCGGAUCACUGAACACAGCUCUACUAUCAUUGAUCUAAUGGUAACUGAUCACCCACUGUUCAUCAAAAAAUCCAAAGCUGUAAACACGAACUCCAUUUCCGAUCACGAAGCUGUGAAUCUGAUCGCUGACGUGCGCAUACCUGAAGCUCCACCUCGUCGUAUGAAAGUAUGGAAUCUCGGUAGGAUAGAUCUCCUACGGCUGCAGGCUGAUUUCCAGACAAAGGACAUCUACCAAGAAGGAGACAUCGACAUCAAAACACAACUUCUCACUAGUGAACUUUAUUCGCUUUUGAGCAUGCUACGGGACCUAGCCUAUUCUCUCUAUGUGCGAAAUCCGAAUCAUGUCAGAGGAGAUGCUCAAUGGCGAGACUACAUCUCCAAAAAGAGUAGGGCCGGCACCCUAAUUGGUGCUGCUAAGAAACGGUAUGCUGAUUCGCAGUUUGGCAUGGAUCUUCCUACUAAGCAGCUGUGGUGCAACCUGAGGAGAGAGGGCAUACAUAACAAUGCAAAGAAGAAUGCGGCCAUGGAGGAAUUUGAUGCUGACCGAAUAAAUCAGUUCUUUGCUGAAGGCCAUCACAUGUUACAUCAUAGGGCUGUACCUUCGCAAGCGAACGCAGAAUCCGAUCGACCACCCGCAAAUGUGGCCGACGGCCAAUUCCAGUUCAGGUGCACUAACGUCAACGAAGUCACCAGGAAAAUUUGCGAGAUUGGGACCAACGCGAAAGGGACGAAUGAAAUCACCAUCUCAUUCAUCAAGCUGCUCUGUCCGUUUAUCCUUCCCCUACCGACUCACCUGUUCAAUGCGAUUAUCGAUGCUCAAACUUUCCCCUCCGUCUGGAAAAAGGCCAUCGUUACCCCGAUACCGAAAUCAUCGAACCCUACUUCACCGAAGGACUUCAGGCCCAUUAGUGUCCUACCUGCGGUGUCUAAGGUACUGGAGAAGAUUCUACUGUCGCAAAUAACGGAUCAUCUCGAUGUAUCCACACCCGCUCUUCUUGCGAAACACCGGUCAGGAUACAAGAAAAACCACAGUACCACGACUGCUCUAGUCAAGGUUGCUCACGAUAUCCUCAACAACUUUGACGAUAACAGGUGCACAGUAAUGGUUCUUGUCGACUUUUCGUUGGCAUUCAACUGUGUCAGACAUGGUCUACUUGAAACGAAGCUGAGGAGGGAAUUCGGGUUUUCAAACUCCGCGUGUAAUUUGAUUUCAUCUUUCCUAGCGCAGCGAAGCCAGGCUGUAGACCUAGGUGGUACUCCCUCGAAUCCCCGGAAUCUCACCGACGGUACGCCACCAGGAUCCUGUCUGAGCACCCUGCUGUUUAGCCUAUACAUCAACAGCCUGCCUGGUGUGCUAAAAUGCGAGUAUCACCUCUAUGCGGACGACCUCCAAAUCUAA
Messenger RNA from Ochlerotatus camptorhynchus, 1554 nucleotides. RefSeq lists its product as uncharacterized. The coding region runs from base 1 to 1554 and encodes 517 amino acids. The record is from RefSeq and is a predicted model, not a curated record. Lineage: Eukaryota; Metazoa; Arthropoda; Insecta; Diptera; Culicidae. The transcript has a single exon.